AGAUUGUUUGGUCUUAACAUCUCCAUGUAAAACAGCUUUCAAAUUUGUGAUAGUCACUGUAUCAGAACCACUAUGAUGAGGUUUUCUGUUCUAAUCUGCCUAUCAGUGCUGCUGUUCAGCACUUCGGCCAAGCCAUACAGGCCCAAGGAAAAAGUUUUCAGCAAAGCAGUUCAGGACACAGUUUUUGAUCAUCCCAAUGGGAAGAUAAUCCUAGGAAUGAAGGAGGUGGAGCCACCACAGGACAUGGAUAUUACAGAUUUUGACAUCGAUCCUAACAUGUUGAUUUGGAAAGCUGUAAAAGAGGAAAUUCAGCAGAAAUACAACAGACCUGAAGAGGAUAAAGAUGCUCUCUACCACCCCUUUGAUAUAAAACAUCCAGCUGACCCAAAACAGCAUGAAAACUACUUUCAGCCACUGAGACACGAUCAGGUACAGAAGUAUGACAAACCAGAAGAAGACAGGGACGGUCUAUACCACGGCAUGUUUGGUGUAGCUGUUGAGCCAAUGAGAGGAGAGAAGGAUGUAAUUGGAGGUAAUGCCAGGCCCAUCUACUCAAGCCCUGAAGAGGACAAAGAUGACCUGUACCACGCAGAUCUCAAAGGACAUCAGUCUGACCAGCAGGCGAUGAAUAUAUUCCCCGUUCACCCCAAAAGAGUGCACACAGAGCCAGAGGUAGACCUGGAUGAACUUUAUCAUAAGCAAUGACAAAAUAAGUCUUGUUGUGUCUAAAUGACUGCUGGAUGUUAAUUCAUUGUGCAGUUUUAAUUAAAUGAUCUCUAUUGUUAAAAUCAUAAAAUGUGUCUUAGUAUGAUUUUUUUAAAAUACAGUAUUAAACAUAGAAAAAGUAUACCAUAACUAGUAAGCCAUAUGGUUCACUUACUGUUUUUUAUUGAAUCAUUUUUAAAUAAAUAAGUAAAUGAAAUACAUUUUUAUACAAUCAUAAUAAAAUUAAAAAAAAAAAAAAAAUAGAAAGUACUUAUUAAGGCAAAGUAUUAUAGGAAAAGCAAAAGUAUUGAUUCACAGAACAAUAGGCAACAUAAUGAAAUGCUGCCAGGUGAGGAUUGAGCUACACCUGUCGCACAAAAGAGCUAAAACUUAAAAUAGGUAAAUUUUAAAAAAAUUAAAUCUUGCUGAACAGAGCUAAUUUUCAGUUCACAAAACUUAAUUUUUUUUAAUCAAUCAAAGAAAGGCGGAUACAGUUAAGAAUUUUCUAAUUGUUUUGCCGUAUGAAUUGUAUGAUUUUUCUCU
Messenger RNA from Ctenopharyngodon idella (grass carp), 1248 nucleotides. RefSeq lists its product as uncharacterized. The coding region runs from base 73 to 705 and encodes 210 amino acids. The record is from RefSeq and is a predicted model, not a curated record. The transcript is spliced from 4 exons. NCBI's taxonomy places the organism in Eukaryota, Metazoa, Chordata, Actinopteri, Cypriniformes, Xenocyprididae.